Messenger RNA from Aureococcus anophagefferens, 1764 nucleotides. RefSeq lists its product as hypothetical. The record is from RefSeq and is a predicted model, not a curated record. Gene Ontology annotation, biological process: cellular response to misfolded protein. Gene Ontology annotation, cellular component: endoplasmic reticulum membrane. Gene Ontology annotation, molecular function: Hsp70 protein binding. Bases 1 to 1764 code for a protein of 587 amino acids. NCBI's taxonomy places the organism in Eukaryota, Pelagophyceae, Pelagomonadales, Pelagomonadaceae. The transcript has a single exon.
AUGGCGACGAUCGACCUCGGCUGGUUCAUGUGCUGCAGCAGCAACGAGAAGGACAUGGACAUGCAGACCAACGCCCCGGGUGAGAAGGAGGAGGAGGAGGAGGACGACGACGACGACGCGCCGGCGGAGCGCGUCGAGCCCGUGCCCCUCGAAAGCGACAACGCCGAGCCCUACGCGCCCGCGCGCGAGGAGCCCGAGGAGAUGACGGCCAUGGAGCGCAUGGCCGCGCGCGCGGCCGCGCGCGCGGCCGCGGAGGCCGACGCCGAGGCGCGCGCCGAGGCGUCGCGGCGGCUCCAGGCCGAGGAGGAGGCGGCCGCCGACGACGCGCGGUCGACGCGGGAGCGCGCCGAGGCCGACGCCGCCGAGGCGGCGCGCGCCGCGGAGCGCCUCGCGGCCGCGGCGGCCGCGGGCGACGACGGCGGCGCGGGCGGCGCGGACGCCGCGGCGCCGCCCGCGCCGGCGUCGCCGCCGCCGUCGCCGCCGCCCGCGUCCGCCGCGGGCGCCCUCUUCGGCGCGACGCCGAAGCCCGCGCCGCCGUCGCCCGCGGCGUCGACGCCGCCCUCGAGCCCGCCGACGUCGCCCGGGUCGCCGAAGACGGGCUUCUUCAAGAAGGCGCCGCCGCCCGAGCCCCCCGCGGACCCCAAGGCCGAGGCCGUCGUCCUCUCCGGCGUGCUCUCGCGCAAGAAGGCGGGCUACGUCAUGAGCUCCUACAGGAAGCAGCGGUGCGCGGUCGUCCGCAACCGCCGCGACCGGGGCGUCAACAUCGGCCCCGCGCUCGUGUUCGCGGACGCGAAGACGGGCGCGCUCCUCGGCACGUCGCCCCUCGACGGCUGCGACGUCGCCCCGCGCAAGGACAACAAGGUCGGCUUCGAGGUGUCGCGCGGCGGCAGAAAGACGGACGCGCUCCGCGCGUCGACGGUCGUCGACCGCGACGCGUGGGUCAAGGUCCUCGGCGACGAGCUCGACGCCUGGGCCGCGUCGUUGCGAGCGUUGCCGCCCAGAGAGCUCAAGCGGCGCCGGUCGUCCAUCGCCGCGGCCCAGGCGCGGGAGGAGGCGCGCGCGGCCGCGGAGGAGUUCGAGGCGGCCUCGGCCGCGGAGAGGGAGGCCGAGGGCGAGGCCGCGCGGGCCAAGGAGAUCGCCGACGCCGAGGCCGAGCGCGCCGCCGAAUUCGAGGAGAGCGAGGACCCGCGGCCGAAGCUCCACCGCGCGGCGACCGUCGGGCCCGGGAGCCACCCGGCCUAUCGAACGCCCGAGACGGGCGCGUUCGGCGGGCCGCCCGUACAGGGCGAGUACGAGGUCGUCAUCUCGCACCCGGGGCCCAUGGGCUUCAAGAUCGUGCUCGACCGCAGCCCCGGCGGCGGCAGCGCCAUCGUCGUCGACACCGUGAACCCGGGGGGGCAGGCGGACCGCGCGGGCAUGCUCCGGCGGUCGCGCCUCGUCGCCGUCGCCGGCGCGUCCGUCAAGACGGGCCGCCGCGCGUCGACGAUCGACGUCUACGGCAUCCUGGGCAUCGACAAGGACGCCGACGACGCCGCGAUCCGCAGGGCCUACAAGAAGACGUCGCUCAAGGCGCACCCGGACCGCGGCGGCCGCACGUCCAUCUUCCAGAAGGUCAAGAAGGCCCACGACGUCCUCUCCGACGAGCAGGCCCGCCGCGACUACGACGCCCAGGCCGACUCCGUCGACUUCGAGAAGGCGCUCCACCUCCUCAAGAACGCCGCGCGGCCGCUGGCCAUCUCCCUGAUCCGCCCCGUCGGCCUCUAG